Molecule: messenger RNA, 942 nt
Organism: Gastrolobium bilobum
Lineage: Eukaryota; Viridiplantae; Streptophyta; Magnoliopsida; Fabales; Fabaceae
Exons: 3
Coding region: 1-942 (313 amino acids)
Source: RefSeq, a predicted model, not a curated record
AUGGGCAAAGAUAAACAAAAAAGUAUAGAUUUGUUCUUUAAAAAGAGAGUGGUCUCUGAAAGUAAAUCAAAUGAUGCUCCUACAAGUACAAUUUCUGAAAGUGAUACUCCUACAAACAUGAUUUCUGAAAGUGAUGCAUCUUCUCAUGAGCAACCUUCUUCCAAGUGUCACAGAAUUGAAUAUAUUGAUGACAUUAUUAUAGUCAGAAAUAAAAUUUUUGAACGUGAUCCAGGCAAACGUAAGCCAAUUUGGGAAUAUUCAGCUAAUGAAGUCGAUGAGAUACGGAGAGCUUAUUUAAUGGUUGGGCCAUAUCAACCUCAAUGCUCCUAUCCAUUUUCAAAGGAAAAACAUCCUCGACGUUUUCAAGCUUCUUGGUUCAAAGAAUUUUCUUUGUGGCUUGAGUAUUUACCUUCUAUAGAUGCUGCAUUUUGUUUACCGUGCUAUCUUUUCACUACAAAGGCUGGUGGGCGACAUGGUUGGGAUGCAUUCACAAUCAAAGACUUAAUGAAUCAGUCUUGCCAUAUUGAUAAAGUUAUGCAUGCUCAAAGCUCCCAACAAAUUAAAAAAAAUAGGCUUCAUGUUAAGACUUCAAUUGAUGUUGCUCAUUGGCUUACUUUUCAAGGAUGUGCUUUUAGAGGGCAUGAUGAGACUAUUAAUUCAAGAAAUAAUGGUAAUUUUAUUGAAAUGAUCAAACUUUUGGCAUCUUACAAUGAAAAAGUUGCAGAUGUUGUUCUAAAGAAUGCUCCUUUGACCGCCAAGUAUACAUCACCUCAAAUACAAAGGGAGAUUUUAUAUGUUCUAGCAAACAAAGUGCGGAAACAGAUUCGCAAAGAUAUUGGAGACUCUAAGUUUUGUAUUAUUGUGGAUGAAGCACGUGAUGAAUCGAAAAGGGAACAAAUAGCUCUUGUCUUGAGAUUUGUUGACAAAGAUGGCUAUUGGUGA